Molecule: messenger RNA, 1652 nt
Organism: Ciona intestinalis (vase tunicate)
Lineage: Eukaryota; Metazoa; Chordata; Ascidiacea; Phlebobranchia; Cionidae
Product: cytochrome P450 4F1-like
Molecular function (GO): heme binding; monooxygenase activity; iron ion binding
Source: RefSeq, a predicted model, not a curated record
GCAUGACGAUUGGUUGGUUUGGUCGUUUAUAUCCUUGUGGAUGGGAACUUAAGUUACUUAUAUAAUGAUUUAAUCCUUGUAAAUGUUUUGUAUAGGCAGAUAAAAUGGCUUGGACCAGUGUAGGCGGGAUUGUAACCACAACUGCGGUUGGUGACUUCUUACUAGUGGCAUGUAUAGUGGUUGUCAUUAAAAGUUUUUUAAUCCCUGCUGUAAGAGGAUACCAGGAUGCUAAGAAACGAGCUAGGAGUGUUGGGGAAGUGAAGAAACACUGGUUGUAUGGGAGUGUUAAGAUGUUUCCACAAAAUGAAGAAGGUCUCAUGAAGAGAGUUGCUUCUAGUUUUGAGAAACCUGUCUGGACAGUGAAUUGGUUUGGUCCGUACAUAAGUGAAGUCGUAAUACAUCACGCAGAUCUUGCUAUUACUUUGUUGUCCAGCUCUGCUCCUAAAAACAACCUUGUAUAUGGUUUUUUUCAUCCUUGGAUUGGAGAUGGGUUACUUACAAGUAGUGGAAGAAAAUGGCAGCGAAACCGACAUCUACUCACCCCAGCAUUUCAUUUCAGUAUUCUUAAACCGUAUACCAAUGUAUCUAACGCUUGUGUAAGAGUUAUGCUGGAUAAAUGGAGCAAGAAAGUGGGGACAUCAAUGGAGAUUUACUUGGAUGUAAACCUUAUGACAUUAGACACCAUACUACAAUGUGCUAUGUCAACUAAAAGUGACUGUCAAAAUAGGAGUAAGAAGAACGAAUACAUUGAAGCAGUUCAUGAUGUUUCCAAAUACAUUAUGUCGCGAGUCCAUAAACCUUUGCUUCAUAUUGACUGGAUAUACUGGCUCACCGCUGAAGGAAGAAAGUUUAAACAGUUAGUAAAAGUUCUGCACGAUCAAUCAGAAAAGGUAAUCAGAGAACGGAGAAAAACUUUGGAAAAUAGGAAAUUUGAAGAAGAAAGUUCUGGGAAGAAACGCCUGGAUUUUCUUGAUAUUCUCUUGCAUACAAAGGAUGAAGAUGGAAAAGGAUUAAAUGAUUCUGAAAUAAGAGAUGAAGUUGAUACCUUCCUAUUUGCAGGCCAUGAUACUACAGCAAGUGGAAUAGCCUGGGCUUUGUAUAACCUUGCUGUCAAUGUGGAUUGUCAAGACAAAUGUCGGGAAGAAUUGAAAAGUGUGGUUGGUGAUAAAGAGAAUAUUGAAUGGGAGGAUUUAUCGAAGUUAAGUUAUCUCACGUUAUGCAUCAAAGAAAGUCUUCGUUUAUGUCCUCCUGUCCCAUUUAUCGGAAGGGAACUAAAUGAACCACUCAAGUUCCGAAGCAAACUUAAAGAACCAAAUGAAACAACGAUUGACGCAAACUCGAACAUCGCGCUUCACAUUUUUACACUGCAUAGGAAUGUUCAUGUCUGGGACUCUCCUGAGGAAUUUAUCCCAGAGAGAUUUAAACCAGAAAAUAUGAAGGGAAGGUCACCUCAUGCAUACCUACCUUUUUCUGCAGGUCCAAGAAACUGCAUCGGGCAAAACUUUGCGAUGAACGAAAUGAAGAUUGCUAUUGGACAAACCCUUCGUAAAUUCAAGGUGAUCCCGGAUGAAUCAUUCCCGAAACCUUCCAUUACACCUCAGGUGGUUCUUCGGCCAAAAGAUGGAAUCUUUAUAAAAUUAAUGGAGAUCUAA